UGCUCACGUAAUGGCAAAGGCCCUGGACAAUUGUCGUAAAGAGUGUUGGAGCUAAGGCAUGAACUCGUGGGAGAAGGUGUGUGGACGGCCCAGAGAAAAUGGGGCCCUUGUGACUCUGGACGUUUUGAGCCAUGGGCGGGCCCAGCGAAAAGAAGGCAAUGGCUCCGUCUCGUGCCAUUCUUUCGCCGACGGGUCGACGGCAUUGGGGGCAUGUGGAGGUAGUGGGUUGCUUUUGUGUACCAUGGUAGGUGAUAGAUGGACGGGAUUUCAAGGCAUGAUGAAGCCAAGCGAACUGGGCAGCGGAUGUGGUUCCGAUCAACGGAUGGCAUGAGGAUCAAGCAUGCAUGUGAGAUGGCAUCUGGAUGGGGCAGCUGGGGAGACAAGGAAUAACGGGUAAAAAGGUUGGGGGGAACUGAAUAUGCU
This is a messenger RNA of Periconia digitata, 423 nucleotides long. The record is from the annotation of a GenBank genome assembly. NCBI's taxonomy places the organism in Eukaryota, Fungi, Ascomycota, Dothideomycetes, Pleosporales, Periconiaceae.